CUCUAUGCUCUGCCAUGGUCGUUCAUACAUAGUCGGCUUGCAUAUUGUUUCCCCCCUUUGCCUAAAAGUACAUCCUGCCUAGAUUGACCGCUUCAUUGGAAAACAAGAAAGUUGCUUCAGAAUGGCUUCUAGAGUCCGGAGGAGGAGGCAAUUGGACAAGGUGGCCAAUGCAUGUGAGCAGUGUAAGAAGCGAAAGGUCAAAUGCUCGGGACACUACCCCUGUGAGCCAUGUAUAGGUCGCGAUGCGCAAUGUAUCUUUAAACAAGCAGAAAAGAGGGUGAUCGUGUCUGAAAGUUAUCUACGCAAGCUGCAAGAAUCCUACACCAAGAAGCAAGAAAACCAGGUCUCGACCCGUGCGAGCUCAGAGAAUGUAACAAGUCCGGAGCUCAAUGCCGACUUGCCUACCGGGCAUGCAAACAUGCGGACUUCCGGAGGGAAUGCGACCGACGGAGAUGCUAUUACGAACCCGUUGGUGUCUGCCACUUCGUUCUAUCUUCAAGACACUCCUGGACGUUACCGCUUUUGUGGGCCAUCAUCGACCUGGUCAUUCUCUCAACGCGUUUUUCUUCUUUUGAAACCAGCGCUGCCCGAGUUUCCUGCGCCUGACUUGCCAUUCAAUGUUGAUGGAACUACGUGGGAGUUGGACUGGACCCGAACAAGUCUGGAUAGUGAUAGAGUACUGGAAGGACUGCCGUCCCUCCAUGAUGCCCUAUAUCUCCUUGAAGUAGCCAAGUUUCAUUCCUACCAGAUGCUCUUUCUAUUUGAAGAAGAGAAAUUCUUACCGCACCUACACGAGUUUUACCAAAAAGGACUCGAGAAGGCAAAGAGCUCACCUCUCUGGUUCAUUCAAUAUCUACUAAUCAUUGCCCUUGCAAAACGCACUACUGUUACGUCAAGGAGUUCCAGCUCACCACCAGGAUUUACCUUCUUUGAGCGUGCCAUGUCUCUUAUGCCAGAUUGGGUUGGGUUGCACCGACGUCGUCCCAAUCUGGGGAUGCAAAUAUUGUAUCUGGCCGGGCUUUAUCUAGUAUCGGUAGACAUGAAGGACGCUGCAUACGCUUAUGUCGGCCAAUCGCUCCGCACUUGCAUUAUCGAGGGGCUCCCAAGAGAACCUCCCAUUGAUCUCUUCGGCAUAAAGCUUGCAAAUGAGUGUAGGAAUAUAUGGUGGACCGCAUACAUACUAGAUCGCCAGCUUUCCGUCAUGGUGGGUGCACCGUGCUCGAUACAAGACAGCGAGAUCACCUGCUCGUUGCCUUCAUCUUACGAUACUUCCGAGCGGGGGACCCUUUUGACAUUGCAUGUUAAGCUUUCUCGGAUUAUGGGGGCUAUCAUCAAAUCGGUUUACACAGCGGAUAGUAAACAAAGACGAUCCUUCAUCGCUACAGUUCAAUCGGUAUUAAGGGAUAUGGCAGAUAUUCUUCGGGAUAUCGAGAACGUCUCUACUAGGACUGUGCAUCCUACCAUCCGCACAGUUUCAACUACAACUAGUCACCUGUUUCUGUUAUACCACCAGUGCAUAGUUUUGGCAACCCGCCCGUUAUUCCUGUACUUCCUGACCCAUCGACUGAAGAGACCCCGGAGUCAGGACCGAACGGCAGAUAUAUACAUUCCUGCACAGCUCAAGCCAUUGCUGGAAACUUCACUACAAUCAGCCAAAGCUUCGUUGAGGAUAUUAUUAUCACUGCAUGAACAAUCUUCAUUGGAAUCGUUAAUCCCAUUUAACCAAGACAACGCAUACUUCUCGGCGUUUAUCGUUGUUCUCGCCUUUUUCAUCGAGCCGUCAUUAGUACCAGAUGUGGAAAAUUACAUCUCGACCGUCUCAUGGUUGUUGAAUGCGCAGAUAUCGAACGGAGACCUAGCAGCCAAGCAACGGAGCAAAGAGCUUGACCUGCUGCAACGGAUGACAGAAGAGAUUGUGCGCGUAGAGGAGCAACAACUUGGAGCCCACCACGAGGAUACCCUACCCCGGAAUGACCUCGAACAACGUCCAGAGACAGAAAACCUGACUAGUUGGGCCAUUGAUGUUGAGGACAUCGACAUCAACCAUACACAGAUACUAGACCUGGCUGACCAAUUGGAUGUCCUCCAAGAGAGUGUAUGGGGUACAAACUUUGAAUUUGAGUAUAGCAAUAUGUGGAAUUAGCUCAAUAUUCUCUUUCUGGAAUCACAAUGCGGAGUAUCCUUGAUUAUGGACUCAGGCUCA
Messenger RNA from Aspergillus pseudotamarii, 2203 nucleotides. RefSeq lists its product as uncharacterized. Gene Ontology annotation, molecular function: DNA-binding transcription factor activity, RNA polymerase II-specific; sequence-specific DNA binding; zinc ion binding. NCBI's taxonomy places the organism in Eukaryota, Fungi, Ascomycota, Eurotiomycetes, Eurotiales, Aspergillaceae. Gene Ontology annotation, cellular component: nucleus. Gene Ontology annotation, biological process: DNA-templated transcription; positive regulation of transcription by RNA polymerase II. The record is from RefSeq and is a predicted model, not a curated record. The transcript is spliced from 9 exons. Bases 122 to 2143 code for a protein of 673 amino acids.